AUGGUUUGGUGCGGAAUUAGUUCUGAUGGACUUGUUGGUCCGUAUUUUUUUAACGAUACUGUUACUGGCCCAUUGUACAAAGAAAUGCUGAUCAAUUAUGCAUGGCCUCAGUUAAGACGGAAAAACUAUUACUUCCAGCAUGACGGUAGACGUGGUCCAUAUGAUUGGCCAGCUCGUUCACCAGAUUUAUCUUCAUGUGACUUUUUCCUCUGGGGAUAUUUGAAAGACACGGUGUUUAAACAGCCACUUACUUCCAUUCAAGAACUUAAACAGAGAAUCGAAGAAGCUUGUGUACAGAUACCAGAAGAAAUGUGUCGCAAAUUAGAUGAUGCAACAUAUUUGUAUGUCAAUACAAUCGACAUUUUAUGUGUUAUAAAUAUGUUUGGCACGUAUCAUGCAGCUAAAGAAUUAAAUUUAACAUCGUUCAAAGUACCCAAAAAUUCAGUAACACUUGGAACGCUUCCAUAUGAAAUACAUCCACAACAAAAUAUUCGUUGUAUAAACGAUCUUCAAUUAAAAAGUGGACAUAUAUAUGCUUCCACAUCAUAUUUACUAAAAUAUCAAACAUCAACGGAUGUUGAUAGUGUUAGUUUUCGAGUAACUACAAAUUUGUGUGAUCAUGCAGUAAUAGCAAAAGAAUUUAAUGUAGCAUUGCGACGUGUUGAAUCAUUUCAAAGAGAUCACAUUCAAAAAAGUAAAGAAUUUUUAAUAUUAUUUACAAGUAUAUUCAAAGUUUUCCGUUGCUUUGGACCUUCUAUUCUAAUCUCAGUACUUGAAGUGGCUUCAUUUGUAAAUGUGAAAGUAGUUGAAAAUAUGCUGCAUUUAUGCUCACGGGCAUUUGGUUAUCAGUUAUCAGAUAACAAUAAAGGAAAAUCAGAAGCACUUAUCAAUUAUUAUUUAAAACAUAAACAUACAGUUGAUAAAAAAAUAUCGAUUCAAAUGUUAACACCGGAUUCCCAAUUUUGCAUAAUGAGCUUAAUUAUGUGUCAUCAUUGA
Messenger RNA from Didymodactylos carnosus, 996 nucleotides. NCBI's taxonomy places the organism in Eukaryota, Metazoa, Rotifera, Eurotatoria, Philodinida, Philodinidae. The record is from the annotation of a GenBank genome assembly.